UCUGCUGUUUCAAUCGCUGUAGGAAAGAGAAAAACUUAAAAUUUUUUAAACGAGCUCGCAAUGUUGACGUUUGUGAAGUCUGUGUUCUUGGCACGGAAAUUGUGUGUGGCCAAUCCUGCUCUGGCCAGCCAGGUGGUUCGCAGCAUGGCUGGAUGGAACAAGGACUACAAGCCAGCCCCCUUCCCAAAGACAGAGAAGGAGCGCGAGGCAGCCGCUAAGAAGUAUUAUCUUCUGCCCGAAGAGUACAAGCCCUAUGCCGACGAUGGUUUGGGCUAUGGCGACUAUCCGAAGGUUGGCGGCGGCCUAGGUGUGGAGAAUAAGGAUAGCUACUAUCCCUGGGAUUAUCCCGAGCACAAGCGCAACCUCCACGAGCCCAUCUCGGCGGAUCAUGACUUGUAUAGCGAAGACCGCUACUCACAGGCCGAGAAGCCGCGCUAUAGCACCUCGUACUACGUCUUGAGCUUUGUGGGUGUCAUGUCCGGCUGCCUCGCCCUCUACUACUGGCUGGAGGACAAGAAAAUGUAUCGUCCUGUGGCAGCCAAGCAAUACCCUGGUGAUGGUGUCAAGCACUACACCUUUGAGAAGUAACUGUUUGGGAGAUCUACUCAUCCGAUCGCCGGCUUUGCGGUGCUUAGUCCUUUCUACUUCUUAGACAAUUUAUCCAUGCAUCUGUAAAAUUAAACUGAAAAACCUAUCGGAGUACGAAUGUA
Messenger RNA from Drosophila persimilis, 710 nucleotides. RefSeq names its product NADH dehydrogenase [ubiquinone] 1 beta subcomplex subunit 8, mitochondrial (gene ND-ASHI). The record is from RefSeq and is a predicted model, not a curated record. The transcript is spliced from 3 exons. NCBI's taxonomy places the organism in Eukaryota, Metazoa, Arthropoda, Insecta, Diptera, Drosophilidae. Bases 61 to 588 code for a protein of 175 amino acids. Gene Ontology annotation, cellular component: mitochondrion.